CUCCGGACAUGCGCAGUGUGUAACUGUCUACUCGGGCCUGAGCAGGAGGUGGUUGUGUUAUCCCGCCACCGGUGUCUGAUCCUUCAGAAUGAGCGGCUUCAGCUUUGGGACGGGACCCCCCGCCGGAGGGUUCAGCUUCGGAGCGGCCAAGACGACGGCGGCAUCAACGGCAACAACGUCCGCCGCCCCGACCACCGGCUUCAGUUUCGCUGGCACGCAGGCGAAUGCCGCUUCCCAGCCCCAAUCCAGUUCGCUCUUCUCCUUCUCCACUCCGGUGGCGUCGGCACCGUCCGCGGCGCCAACAGCCGGAUUUUCUUUUGGCGCAACAACAACGCCGGCUGCGGCACCUGCGGCGGGGCUGAUGUUUGGGAGCUACGGCCACAGAUCGUCAGCACGCAACCUACUUCUGGAUGUGCCUGGCUCCCCUAUGUCAUUACUAUCGGAAAUAGUAAUAUGGGUGGAGCUACACAGCCUGCUGUUGGUGGAGCUGCACAGCCUGGCUUUGGAGGAGCUGCACAGCCUGGCUUUGGAGGAGCUGCACAGCCUGGCUUUGGAGGAGCUGCACAGCCUGGUUUUGGUGGAGCUGCGCAACCUGGUUUUGGUGGAGCUGCGCAGCCUGGUUUUGGUGGAGCUGCGCAACCUGGUUUUGGUGGAGCUGCGCAGCCUGGUUUUGGUGGAGCUACGCAGCCUGGUUUUGGUGGAGCUACGCAGCCUGGUUUUGGUGGAGCUACGCAGCCUGGUUUUGGUGGAGCUGCGCAGCCUGGUUUUGCAAGCUCAGCAUGCUCUUGGCGGGGCCGCACAGCAAGCUCAGCAUGCUCUUGGCGGGGCCGCACAGCAAGCACAACAUGCUCUGGGCGGGGCCACACAACAUGCUCUGGGCGGGGCCACACAGCCUGUUCAGAAUGCAAACUUCCCUUUUGGAACGACAACCGCACAGACGCAGCCAUCUCUCACCGGAGGCUUCUCCUUUUCUGGCCAACCAACGACGGCCGUCUCCUCUACUACAAAUCCAGUGAGCGCCGCCAACACUCAGGCAGGCGCAUCCUUCCUCGCGUCAGCAUUUGGCACAGCACCAACCACCGUCCAGUUGGCCACCGUCGCCGCUACCCUCGCCUCGGCACACGCCUCUGCUAGUCAGCCGACCGCCACGAUGUUUUCGAAACCACUUGAGGUGGCACCAGCAUCGACGGCGACAUCUUCAGCCAGCAUUUCGUCUAUCGGCUCCCUCCUGGCCACUUCUGCGCCAUCUCUUUUUUCACUUAGUACCACAACCGCUUCAGGUCCUGACGGGAAGAGUCCGUUCCCUUGUACAGCCCCCUCCUUCUUUGCACGCCUUAGCCUUCUCCUGGUCCAGGAGUUUCUAACUAUGAGCUCUGCUGGCCCAGCUCCUCCACCCCUCCCUGCUGCGCCGGCCGUCAUGACCUACGUGCAACUCGAAAACCUGAUCAACAAAUGGAGCUUAGAGCUUGAGGAUCAGGAAAAGCAUUUUCUGCAGCAAGCCACGCAAGUCAACCUCUGGGACAAGACCCUGAUAAGCAAUGGGGAGAGGAUAACCUCGUUGCAUAGAGAGAUGGAGAAGGUGAAACUGGAUCAGAAGAGGUUGGAUCAGGGAUUAGAUUUCAUCCUCUCUCAGCAGAAGGAGCUGGAAGAUAUCCUGAGCCCUCUGGAGGACUCGGUCAAGGAGCAGAACGGGACCAUCUACCUCCAGCACGCAGACGAAGAAAGAGAGAAGACGUACAAGCUGGCAGAAAACAUCGACGCACAACUGAAACGCAUGUCCCAGGAUUUGAAGGAUGUCAUCGAACAUCUGAACACGUCCGCCGGACCCGGAGACACCAGUAACCCGCUCCAGCAGAUCUGUAAAAUCCUCAACGCUCACAUGGACUCGCUGCAAUGGGUUGAUCAGAACUCUGCUCUUCUUCAGAGGAAAGUGGAACAGGUGACGAAGGAAUGCGAGACUCGGAGGAAGGAGCAGGAGAGAGGAUUGCCUCUGGCGUUUGAUUAAAGUUUAACGAAUG
Nanorana parkeri is the source of this 2018-nucleotide messenger RNA. RefSeq names its product nucleoporin 62 C-terminal like (gene NUP62CL). The coding region runs from base 89 to 2005 and encodes 638 amino acids. Gene Ontology annotation, cellular component: nuclear pore central transport channel; nuclear pore. Lineage: Eukaryota; Metazoa; Chordata; Amphibia; Anura; Dicroglossidae. The record is from RefSeq and is a predicted model, not a curated record. The transcript is spliced from 14 exons. Gene Ontology annotation, biological process: protein import into nucleus; RNA export from nucleus. Gene Ontology annotation, molecular function: structural constituent of nuclear pore; phospholipid binding.